Molecule: messenger RNA, 495 nt
Organism: Leptosia nina
Lineage: Eukaryota; Metazoa; Arthropoda; Insecta; Lepidoptera; Pieridae
Source: the annotation of a GenBank genome assembly
AUGAAGUGCAUUGUCCUCAUUGUUUUAUUCUGCGCUGCUGCACUCAACGCUCAGCCAUUUGGCUUUGGUCUUGGAAGAAUGGGCAUGGGAGGAAUCGGCAUGGGCUUGGGUGUGGGCAACGGUAUUGGCCUUGGAGGCUUGGGCGUAGGCGGAUUGGGAAUGGGGAGAUUGGGACUUGGUGGUUUGGGCGUGGGAGGAAUGGGAAGCUACGCCAAUGGCGGAGGCUAUGGUGGCCAUGAGUUUGGUAGCGGUGCCAGCGGAGUAGGUAACGCGGGUUACCAAAAUUCAGGAAUGGGUGGUUACCACAACGUCGGAGCUCAUAAUAACAGGGUUAUGUCGGUGAACCAAGCUGAGGACUCUGGUUUCCACAACAUCGGUGGUGGAUCAGCAAUCAACAACGGCGGUUUUGAAGGAAACGGAUUUAACGGUUAUCAAAAUGGCGCUUCGCAAUUCGGAAACGGUUACGGGGCUGGUGGACAAGAAGUUAUGAUAUAA